Messenger RNA from Anthostomella pinea, 1023 nucleotides. NCBI's taxonomy places the organism in Eukaryota, Fungi, Ascomycota, Sordariomycetes, Xylariales, Xylariaceae. The record is from the annotation of a GenBank genome assembly.
AUGGCAACAACACAACGCCAAGCCCGGGCCCGCGCGCUUGGCCGCGCUACUGCUUUUGCUGCCCGCGGCGAAGACAUCGAGCUGAGGGCGACGGUGACCGUGCCUGCGCCGACGACCACACCCGCCGGACGCCUCUCCCGCCGGACGCCUCUCCCGCCAGACGCCUCUCCCGCCCGACAUCCGAGAUCCGCCGCUUCGAACAGAACGCCGCUAGCCUCGAAUUCCCCUACGGCAAGCCCGCCUCUCGUGUCGAUAAUGGCUGAGGCAUCCUGGCCCAAGGAUGUGAAGCCGAAGUCGCUGAAGCAGCAGUAUACGUUGGCAUCUUCCCCUUUCACCUUCAACAACCAAACACAACCACACACACCACCAACCCAAUCACUCUCACCAGCAAUCAUGGUUUCCUUCACCAACGUUGUCACCGGUGUCCUCAUCGGCGCUGCCGGUCUCGUCAAUGCCUACUCCGGCGACAUGACCUUCCACCCCGUGCCCUUUAAGAACGAGGCGGGACAAACCGUUAUGCAGGAUGUCACCAGACGCCGCUGGCCGACCUCAGUCGGCUUAUCGUAUCUCGACCUCCGCCUCGGUGCCUGCGGCGGAACCAACGGUGCUGGUGACUUCAUCGUCGCCCUCUCUCAGUCCCAGUACAACGGCAAUUGCGGCAAGUCAAUCAAGAUCACCUACCAGGGCAAGACCGCCGUCGCCAAGGUCGUUGGCCUCUGUCCCGGCUGCGGUUCUGGUUCCAUCGACGCCUCUCCUGCCGUCUUCAACAGCCUGGCCAACCCUGACCUCGGACGCAUCCACGUCGACUGGGGGGUAGUCGACAACGCCAAGGUAACCAAAGAAGCCGACAAGCUCAAGACUCGGGGACCUUCACCACCGGACGGUACUCCGAACAUUCCCGUCGACUUCCGCUGCAACAGGACUCGCGUCGGCCAAUUGGUACAUCGGCUGCCCCCGAACACGAUCAACCCAAUCGCUACCGAGCAGUAUUUCUUAAUUGGCUGUCGUCGCCCGGGCUUGUGA